GCGCGCUCCUCGCCGGUGGCGCCAGUGAAGACAAGCGUACUGGAGGCGGCGGUUUCAGGAGGGGGGUUGCUGUCAGUUUUCUGACGCCCUUGCUUCUUCCGGAUGACACGAACGAGAAAAGACACAAAGUUCUGCUCUCUGGGCGUUUUCGAGUCCAGUUUUUAUCUGCCUUUCGAGACGCAGACUGUUCAGAAAUGCACUCCCCCGAUCGAGGUUCCACGCACAGUUCUACAGGCUACUUUUCUCACACCGGAAGACUAGGUGUGCUUUCACCACCCCAGAAAAGAAUCCAAGCAGCCCGCUCCAGAUUGAGAGAAGCGUGUCUCGCUUUCUUUUCUGCGUGCCAUUCUGUUACUGGUACGUUUUCUCUCCCUCGAGUUCACUCCAGCAGGAGACUUGUUUUCGUUCUCCGGUUCUCCGAUUCGCUUUUUCAGAUUCGCAGGUUGAAGACAACCUCUCUUCGGUCGAAAAGCAGUUGCUGUCGGCUGUCUCCUCCCCCCUCUCCCGGCCGUGUGCCUUGCGGGUUCGCCUCUGCCCUCUCGGCGGCGUUCGUCUUUGCAUUUCUCUUUUUAUCUUCUUCUCUUUCUCUCAGUCGCUCUUCUUUUUCUCAGACACAGCCAGGCCUCUGUCUCCCUCCACUCUUCUGCGUUCGCGCCACUUCGCCGUCGACUGCCUGCAUCAAGCUCCGCCCCCCUCGGCAUUUGACGUCUGUCGCUUUUUCUUUUGCUUUCUCCAUCUGCAAGAGAUCAGAGCCUCAAGCACGGUAUCCAUCCAGACCCUGUGGACAUCCACCGGACGCGGGAGACACCCGAGAGAGGAGAAGACCGAUUUCUUCAGAAACGAAAAAGACAGACGAAAUGACGGCCGCACAAGUCGCCUCACAGGGCGGAGUCAAGUACUGCUGCCUGAAGACUCUGAACCCCUACGUCGUGCGCUGGCGUCUGAAAGUUCGCGUGGUGGAGCGGACGGAUCUGAUGUCGACGAAGAAUGCGCGCCAGUUCUUUACAGCAGACUUGAAAGACGCGUCGGGCGAGGUAAUUCGCGCGGUCUUCUGGGGUGACGCUGCCGAGCACUGGAGUCCAGUUCUCAAACAAGGCAAGGUGUAUCAGAUGAGCAAGGGCAGAGUGCAAGUGGCGAACAAGCGAUUCAACACGGUCGGGCACCAGUACGAAUUAGUAUUUUACCGCGAUUCGGAAAUCACAGAAGUUGCUGACGAAGGCGACAUCUCCACUGCGCGAAAGUUGAAGGCGCUAAUGAGUCUGAGAGACAUCGCAGAAUCGAAGCGCGAGUUGCCUUUCUUCGCAGAUGUCCUCGUUGUCGUGGUCGAGUCUCAGCCGGUCACUUCCGUCGUGUCGAAGAAAACCGGCGAAGAAUUCAAACGCAGAAAUGUGAAAGUUGUGGAUCGCUCGCAGUACGAAAUGGAAAUCUCGCUCUGGGGGAAUCAGGUGGAUGCGCUGGAAGGCGUCUCUCUGCCUCGAGUUGUCGCGUUCACUGGUCUUCAAGUUCGAGAGUGGCAAGGCGGCCGCCAGGCCUCUACGGGAAAGGGCGGCGAGAUUCUGACGUCUCUCCAGUCGUUCGCAGGAGCGGACAAAGACUCUCAAACCCUUCUUCAGUGGUACAAAGAGAACAGCGGCUCUGUUCGCUUCGCCUCCAUGUCUCGCAGCGGUACGGGAGAAAUGGGCGGCGCCGGGGCGCUCGAGAAGCGACGCGUGGAAGAGAAAUGCGUCGAUGAAAUCAAGCAAAUGACAGAUGGAGCCUUUAGUUUUAUUGGCCAGAUUCGUCGGGUGUACUGGCGAGCGCGGAGAAGAGACGCUGGCGAAGAUCGAGAUCGACAAAUGGGGACUUCGGGUGCAGACGCUCAACAGGCUGUCAUCAUGUAUCCUGCAUGCAGUUCGUGUCGAAAGAAACUCGUGGAGAACGGCGAGGGAGACUACACCUGCUACGCAUGCGACAAACCUCAUGCGCAGGCAGACUGGCGUUACAUGUUGAUGGUUAACUUCGUGGACCAUACAAGCAACAUAACGAUUCGCUGUUUCGCGGAUCAAGCUGAGGAGCUGCUCGGAGUCCCGGCCAACGAACUCCAAACUUGGUCCCUGAAGGAAAAGGAGAAACUCUUGGACUGUCUCCUUCCUCUCGAUGUUUAUUUCCGCGUGGUAAUUCGAGCUCGUGUGGAAAUGUACAACGGCGAGGAACGGGUCCAAAGAACGGCGAUAAAAAUCGAGAAACUUUCGCCUGCAGAGACGGCACGCCGCCUGGUAGCUUUGACCAAGGAACUGCUGUCCCAAGCAUCGCCGAGCGUCAAGGACGAGGUCUCGAGGAAACGCCCGGACUCACUGAUGUCGGGAGAAGAGGCUGACCGAGACGAGAACACAGCUCCCAAUGUUUUCCUUUAAACGUAGAAGAGGCAAGCCUGAGACCGACAGAAGGACUGCAGAAAUGAAGACACAGCCUGAAACUGUCUGUCGAUCCUGGAGGCGGCGUACAAAGAAAGGAAGCAGCCUUCUGCGGGAGCGACGCAGAUGGCAAACGCAGAACGUUUUUUCAUCUGUUUGUGUCGUUUUUCACCGUUGUGUAUUUACAAUUUGGUGGGUGAAACAAGAGGGACACCGUGCACAAUCUUUUACCUUCCUCUCCGCGUGAAUUGCGGCUCUUGGCAAGCAAAGAGACAGCCACUUUCGGUUUUUUUUGUGCUCUCUCUCUGUUUGAGCACGACUCCUCAUGAUGCGUUCAGUGUGCCUGAACCGGAGGACGAGGGAAGACAGUGAAGAGUUUGGAGUGCUGUUGUCUGUGGUCGUACGUCUGCGAAGAAAACCGUCUUCUCGCCAACAGGGAAAUGCAGACUCACAAAAGAGUCUGGGUUUUCCAGACUGUGGGGUCUUGACACUUGGUCUGGUGUGAUGGAGUUUUCUCACUCAACUUUUCAGCAUACUCAGGAUCUGUUUCGCACCACGCGUUUCAACUCGUGUGUCACACUUAUUGUUCUUGCCAUUCUUCCCGUUUCUUUCGCCGGUGGUUUUCUUCUCGUGGGCGGGGUCGACCGCUCUCUUCGGUGUCGCGGCCAAGUGCAGACACAUGCUGAGAGACGCCCUGAGCGCCCUUACGCGCGGCGCGUGCAUGCAGAAAAACA
This is a messenger RNA of Toxoplasma gondii ME49, 3127 nucleotides long. Its product is annotated as OB-fold nucleic acid binding domain-containing protein. NCBI's taxonomy places the organism in Eukaryota, Apicomplexa, Conoidasida, Eucoccidiorida, Sarcocystidae. The transcript is spliced from 15 exons. Bases 195 to 2393 code for a protein of 732 amino acids. The record is from RefSeq and is a predicted model, not a curated record.